Molecule: messenger RNA, 3188 nt
Organism: Pteropus alecto (black flying fox)
Lineage: Eukaryota; Metazoa; Chordata; Mammalia; Chiroptera; Pteropodidae
Gene: CHFR
Product: checkpoint with forkhead and ring finger domains
Exons: 18
Coding region: 56-2062 (668 amino acids)
Biological process (GO): protein ubiquitination; mitotic cell cycle checkpoint signaling; ubiquitin-dependent protein catabolic process
Cellular component (GO): nucleus
Molecular function (GO): ubiquitin-protein transferase activity; protein binding
Source: RefSeq, a predicted model, not a curated record
UCCCCUUGCGAUCGGUCUCCCCCGACGUUUCCGGGUCGCGUCCGACGCGAGUCCGAUGGAGCCGCCCGCGGAAGGCGAGCAGCAGCCGCCGCAGCAGCAGCCCUGGGGGCGGCUCCUCCGCCUGGGCGCCGAGGAGGGCGAGCCGCAGGUUCUCCUGAGGAAGCCGGAGUGCACCAUCGGGCGGAGGAGAGGUUGUGACCUUUCAUUCCCUAGCAAUAAACUGGUGUCUGGAGAUCACUGUAAAAUCAUAGUGGAUGAAAAAUCCGGUCAGGUAUCCCUGGAAGAUACCAGCACCAAUGGAACAGUAAUUAACAAGCUGAAGCUAGUUAAGAAGCAGACUUGUCCUCUAGAGACCGGGGACGUCAUCUAUGUGGUGUACAGGAGGAAUGAGCCGGAGCACAAUGUGGCAUACCUCUACGAAUCCUUACGUGAGAAGCAGAGCAUGACACCGGACCCCUUUGAAGCGAAUAAAGAAAACGUGUUCCACGUGACCAAAGAUACCUCAGGUGCAGGGCGGAGUGACGAUCCCCAGGUCCUGCCGCCGGCGCCCACUUCUCAGGCAUGCUUUGAGGAACCACAGCCAUCAACGUCGACGUCGGACCUCUUCCCCUCGGCCUCUACCUCUUCCGUGGAGCCCAGUGCAGGGCAGGCACCGUCCCCUGGCUCCGUCCCCAGAGGGGCCUGCGUCUCCCCUCAAGGGUGUGGUCCGCCGUCGGCCAGCGGUGAACUCUCCAGCGUCCCUUCAGCUGUCCCGGACAGGGAGGGGGCACCCUUUCCUCCAUCAGAACCACAGGACCAAGAGGAGUCAGAGCCAGCUAAGAAGAGGAGAAGAGGAGACGGGGAGCCCGACCUGCACCUGCAUCUGCUGAUCACAGACCAGUGCGGUGACAACCAGACGGCCCUGGGGGGUGGCAGAGCCAUGGCCGUGAAGCCGGACAAGAUGGAGGAGACACUGACCUGCGUCAUCUGCCAGGACCUGCUGCACGACUGUGUGAGCCUGCAGCCCUGCAUGCACACCUUCUGCGCGGCCUGCUACUCGGGCUGGAUGGAGCGCUCCACGCUGUGCCCCACGUGCCGCUGUCCAGUAGAGCGGAUCUGCAAGAACCACAUCCUCAACAACCUGGUGGAGGCGUACCUGCUCCAGCACCCAGACAAGAGUCGCAGCGAGGAUGAUGUGCGGAGCAUGGCCGCCAGGAACAAGAUCACUCAGGACAUGCUGCAGCCCAAGGUCAGGAGGUCUUUCUCUGACGAGGACGGCAGUUCAGAGGACCUGCUGGAGCUGUCGGACGUGGACAGCGAGUCCUCGGAUGUUAGCCAGCCAUAUGUUGUGUGCAGACAGUGUCCCGACUACCGAAGACAGGCGGGGCAGCCCCUUCCCGGUGAGCAAGGGCCGCCACAGGCCUCUGGGGACACACCGUCGACAUCCGUGAGUGUCACAACAGCCCAGGAUUACGUGUGCGCCCUGCAGGGAAGCCACGCCGUGUGCACCUGCUGCUUCCAGCCCAUGCCCGACCGCAGGGCAGAGCGCGAGCAGGACCCCCGCAUCGCCCCUCAGCAGUGUGCUGUUUGCCUGCAGCCUUUCUGCCACCUGUACUGGGGCUGCGCCCGGACCGGCUGCCUUGGCUGCCUGGCCCCCUUCUGUGAGCUGAACCUGGGUGACAGGUGUCUGGACGGGGUGCUGAGCAACAACCACUACGAGUCCGACAUCCUGAAGAAUUACCUGGCAACCAGGGGUUUGACGUGGAAAAACGUGUUGACCGAAAGCCUCAUGGCUCUGCAGAGGGGCGUGUUCCUGCUCUCUGAUCCCAGAAUCACGGGGAACACCGUGCUCUGUUACUGCUGCGGCCUGCGAAGCUUCCGAGAGCUGGCCUACCAGUAUCGGCAGAACAUUCCUGCCUCCGAGCUGCCAGCGGCUGUUACAUCCCGUCCGGACUGUUACUGGGGCCGCAACUGCCGCACGCAGGUGAAGGCGCACCACGCCAUGGUCCUCACAGUGACAUCCACAUUGCCACUGAUGUCGUCCGUAGCAGUGAGCUCGCCUCUGCGUUUACACCCUAGGUGAGGAAAUUCAAUCAUAUCUGUGAACAGACGAGGUUCAAGAACUAAGUAUCUGAAGAAGCACCAAGAUGGCUUGGGGGUCCAGAGGUCAAUGACAGUGUGUUUCAGGAAAUACCGAAUACUAACAUUUUGAGGGCAUUUUACAGUCCCCCUGAGGACACUGGGGAUCCCUGCGUCCAGCACUCGGGUGUGACUUUCCCUUUUGUGGAGCAAGACCCUCAUGGUGAGGCCCGCAGCAGCCCGGCAGGCCGCACAAUCGAGUCUGAGCUCAGGGCUGCCCGAGGCGCUUCGACAAGAAGAACAGCCGUCAGCUGUCCCCUCCCACUGAGAUGGUGACAAGCAGGUUUGCUCUAUGUCCCUUUCCCACAGCUGUGGUCAAAACGGACAUCUCCCUCCAAGAAAAGUUUGUCGGAAACGUUUAAGGGAAAGGAGCGAGCGUUUACAGCCUGCGGGCACGCAGAGGGCCUUCCUGCGGGAAAGCCACGGCGCCGUCUAUUUUUUUAUUUUAAUAGGUUUGGUGCUUAUCUUCUAAUAAGGUUUAAAUACCACAAACUGUAGCACAAAUAAUAUAAUUUAUAAUUUACAAAUUGACUAAAAUUGGGGAUAGUAUGGUAUUUGAAAGAAUAAACGUGUUUCUGUUUAUGAAAAACAAAUCAUGCAAUGCGCAAAACUGCUAACCCGAGACCCCAACGAGUGCACAGCCCCGCCCAGGCGUGUAGUGGGGCCGCCGCCCGAGCAAAGUGCCAGCCCCUGCUGCCCCGCCCGGCUCCAUUUAUCCCUUCCCUGCAGGGCCCCGGCCAUGGGUGGCCAAGGCACUAGACCCCCCAGAGCAAUCCCUGCUCACGUAGGGCCCGAGCGGCCUUUGCUCCCACCAGUCCCUGCCCUUUCCUCCUGUGUUGGGUUUGCCGUGGCAUUUGGAAUAAUACUUGAAAUUUUGUUCUUUGUAAAAGAAAAAGUGUUUUUUAUCUUUUGUUAAAAUCGCAUUGUUUGUUUGCAAAGUGGUAACUUUUUUGCUUCUUCUCAGGAAAACGAUUUUCCACUGUUGACUUGCUCUUGACACAGACUGAGAAGCAGCGUCCGCGGAAGAGGCCCCUUCCUGCGCGCUAAUAAACACGCCGUGUCUGUUUCUC